AUGUAUAGAAGACCAAAUGCUCCAUUCAAGCCUCCACGGCCGCUAGAAGCUCAAGCAGAGGUAAAGAAGAAUGCGGAAGUGAAAGAGAGUGAUGGUUCGGAUCCCUCUGACAACUUAUUUGUGCCAGAGGAGUCGAAUAAGGACGAUUCUCAAUUGAGAAAGCGAGCCAAAGUUGCAUCGCUUACAAAAUUUCAAGCUCCGGCUAGAGCCCCAAAUUUCAAUAGAGUCUCAAAUUCCCAAAUACCCACAAAGUCUGAAGAUCUAACUUCUUCGGAAAAUGCUGAAAAUCAGGAAGGUUCUCAAACAUCCAAAUCAUUUUACUCUGUGCAAUGGAGGAAACGAUCAACCAAAAAGAAUAAGUCCUGGGAAGGUGAUGGAUAUAUUAUUGUAGGGGGCACUUCUAUUGUCUUGAAAGUUGAACAGAGCAAGGGCUUUAAGGUGGCAGGAAGAACGUCCAAAAUGAACCUCGAUGGGGUGAUUCUGCUUGGUAUGUACGAGGCCGAAGUUGACUGCCAACUCACAAGAGAAGAGGUGGAAAACCUACGAGGAGGGGCCCUACUGUCCCCAGUGAAGAAGGAGAAAGAGAACAUCGGUCCAGCUGAACCGAAAGCACCACCCAGUCUAGGUCAAAUGCGAAGAGCUCCAGGUCCAGCCAAGAUAAAGGCAGAUGCGAAGUCUGCAACAGCAGACGCCAACACAAGAAGUCUGUCCUUACCGGAGGAUGAUUUAUCUGAGGAUGCUUUUGUUCUUCCUAGUGGACCAAUUACAAAUUCCAAACCAGUAGUGGUGGAUCCAUGUCUCACAAGAGUACUUCGACCACACCAAAGAGAAGGCAUAUCAUUUUUGUAUGAGUGUGUGAUGGGGAUGAAGUCAGCGGAUUACAAUGGAGCACUUCUUGCAGAUGAAAUGGGAUUGGGUAAAACACUUAUGACCAUCUCAUUGAUUUGGACACUCUUGAAACAGAGCCCAUUUCCCGAGCAAUCAGGUGUCAUCAAGAAAGUAUUGAUUUGUUGUCCUGUGUCCAUUAUCGAUAACUGGAGGAAAGAAUUUAGAAAGUGGAUUGAUAUCAAUCGCGUAGGGAUUCUCACAGUCAACAACAAGCAGCAAACAGCUGCUAAAGAUAAGCAAGACAUUGUGAACUUUGGAAAAACACAUGUCUACCAGGUACUCAUAAUGAGCUAUGAGAAGGUCUUGUCAUGCACUGAAUCUCUUUCCAACGUUGACAUAGACUUUCUUGUGUGCGAUGAGGGUCACAGACUCAAGAGUGCCUCAAACAAAGUUCUCAAGGUCUUGACCGAUCUAGAAGUUCCCAAAAAGUUAGUUUUGACAGGCACUCCUAUCCAAAAUGACCUCAACGAGUUCUACAAUAUUGUAAACUUCAUUAAUCCAGGGAUUUUAGGCACUACACUGGAGUUUCAAAGGAAAUAUCUAAAGCCAAUUUUGAGAGCGAGAGAUGUCAAUUGCACCAGCAAAGAAGUUAUGGAAGAGGGGAGGGAAAUGUCCGCUAUGCUAAUUGAGUUGACUAAGUCAUUUACGCUCCGGAGAACAAAGUCCAUAAUCAACAAGUACUUGCCAUCAAAAACGGAUAUUAUCAUCUUUUGUCCUCCUACCAAACUUCAGAAUCAGCUUUUUGAUAUGGUCAUAAAUUCUUCACAGUUUGACUCUAUUAUGAACGCUGACACCCGCGAUGUAUUAUCCAUGAUACUUGUUCUUAGGAAGAUUUGCAAUUCCCCUUCCUUGGUUGCAUCCGACCUGCUUUUCGAGACCUUACAUUCCGAAUCGGGCCGUUUAUUGCCUUCACUCUCCAAUCGCACAACAGGAAGUAAAGUCAACGUUUUGGUGCCUUUACUUCUCGAAUUCCAGAAAGUAAAUGAAAAAGUUGUUCUUGUUUCCAAUUACACACAGAGUUUAGACUUUUUGGAGCUGGUAUUGCUGAAACUCAAUAUUCAAUAUUCUCGACUUGAUGGCUCCACACCUUCUAAAUUGCGGGAUAAGCUUGUCGUGGACUUCAACAAGUUUCCAACUUUCAAAGUGUUCUUACUCUCAGCCAAAGCAGGAGGUGUUGGCCUCAACCUUGUGGGAGCUUCCAGACUCGUUCUUUACGAUAACGACUGGAACCCACUGGUAGAUUUACAGGCCAUGGCCAGGAUACACCGAGAUGGACAAACAAAACCCGUAUUCAUCUACAGGCUCUUUACAACUGGCGCUAUUGAUGAGAAAAUCUUUCAGCGACAGCUCAUGAAGAAUAAUUUGAGCGAUAUGUUUCUAGAUGAUAAAUCUGAGUCGACUCUGAAUGUUUUCGAUUACGAGGACCUUAAAGAUUUGUUCACUAUCGCGGACACAAAUUGCAAUACUCAUGAUUUGUUGGAUUGUGGGUGCUUGGGAGUGGGCGAUGAUAUGUUAUUAUCACAAGAAGGGAAUUCAGAAGCUGAAGAGACAAUUGAGGACUUAGAGUUGCCUUCAUCAGGUUUCAUGAGUGCUUCCGAAUAUAAGGAUCUAGAUGGUUCAGACGCUGCAAAAAAGCAAUCAAUUCGUUCGGCACUUACUAGUUACAGACAUUUUGAUCCCAAAAUGUUCAAGGCUGACAUGGAUAUGGGUGACACAAUUCUUAGUACGCUUGUAUUGAACCCAAAAACAAAAGACCUGAUUAGCUACGUCUUGACUCAUGUAUCAUCAGAAUCAAGAGAUAGUUCAUAA
Molecule: messenger RNA, 2697 nt
Organism: Sungouiella intermedia
Lineage: Eukaryota; Fungi; Ascomycota; Pichiomycetes; Serinales; Metschnikowiaceae
Source: the annotation of a GenBank genome assembly